Molecule: messenger RNA, 3778 nt
Organism: Sus scrofa (pig)
Lineage: Eukaryota; Metazoa; Chordata; Mammalia; Artiodactyla; Suidae
Gene: FGL1
Product: fibrinogen like 1
Biological process (GO): positive regulation of heterotypic cell-cell adhesion; blood coagulation, common pathway; fibrinolysis
Cellular component (GO): fibrinogen complex
Molecular function (GO): extracellular matrix structural constituent; protein-macromolecule adaptor activity
Source: RefSeq, a predicted model, not a curated record
AAUGAUGGAGAAGCAAUUGCAAAUUCUGAAUGCAGUUAGAGGAUCUGAGGAGGCAGAGUGCCUGGACCUCGCCUAGGCUGUGUCUCUGAUUCAUUUCUGACUUCAGGCAAGUUCCUUCAAUGGGAAAAAUGGCAAAGACGUUCAGUUUCAUCCUCCUCACCACUGCUCUAGUAAUGGUCAGGGAAAGCUGGGCCCUCGAGGAGGACUGCCUCCGGGAGCAGGCACGGCUCAGAGCCCAGGUGCACCUGCUUGAGACCCGGGUCAAACAGCAGAAGGUCAAGAUCUUGCAGCUUUUGCAAGAGAAGGAAAUCCAGUUCCUCGAUAAAGGAGAAGAGAAUAGUGUCAUUGACCUUGGAGGCAAGAGGCAAUACGCAGAUUGUUCAGAGAUUUUCAAUGAUGGUUUCAAGCAGAGUGGAUUUUACAAAAUCAAACCUCUCCAGAGCCCAGCAGAAUUCUCUGUUUAUUGUGACAUGUCUGAUGGAGGAGGAUGGACUGUAAUUCAGAGACGAUCUGAUGGCAGCGAGAAUUUUAACAGAAAUUGGAAUGACUAUGAAAAUGGCUUUGGAAAUUUUGUCCAAAAAAAUGGUGAAUAUUGGCUGGGUAAUAGAAAUCUUCAUGUACUGACCACACAAGGAGACUACACCUUAAAAAUUGACCUUGCAGAUUUUGAAAAAAAUAACCGUUAUGCACAAUAUAAAAAUUUCAAAGUUGGAGAUGAAAAGAAUUCCUAUGAUUUGCAUAUUGGGGAAUAUUCUGGAACAGCUGGAGACUCCCUUGCAGGGAAUUUUCAUCCUGAGGUACAAUGGUGGGGUAGUCACCAGAGAAUGAAAUUCAGCACAUGGGACAGAGAUAAUGACAACUACGAAGGGAACUGUGCGAAAGAGGAUCUGUCUGGCUGGUGGUUUAACAGGUGUCACUCUGCAAACCUGAAUGGUUUAUACCACAGUGGCCCCUACACGGCUAAAACUGACAAUGGGAUUGUCUGGCACACCUGGCAUGGAUGGUGGUAUUCUUUGAAAUCUGUGGUUAUGAAAAUUAGACCAAAUGAUUUUAUUCCAAAUAUUGUUUAAUUGUCCCUGAUGGGCUUUCAUUUCAGCAGCUCAUCUUGGUUUAAAUGAUUUGAAAAAUAGCAAUUUGGAAUGUUCACAUGUGUGAUUACGUUGAUUGUUAUAUGCACUGCUUUUCGUUCUUAACUGCCUUUAUCACUUAAUGUACUUUCAGUACAGCAAAUAUAUGAUAGUCACCAAAUAAAUGUAGAUAAUGUUAAUACUUAUUGAAUUCCCAUGUGCAAAGGUCUGUGAUAAGAGAUUAUGGUGAAUGAAAAAUAAAAGGCAUAGAGUACAGACAUGACUGGGGAGAUAACAUAGCAUAGAUAUGUUACGUAUGGAUGCAGUUUAAAAAAUACAUAAGAAAAAUCCAGCAAAUAAUGGAUUGCCAAAUCAACUGCAAAGAUACUAAAUAUUAUGUUAGAAAUGAACACAGGUCUCUGACUGCAAAGCUAAACUCUUAAAUACCAACUCAGGAUCUUGAUCACUAUAAAAUACUAUCUCAUAUUUUCAGGGCAUUUAUGUAGAUUAUACACAUCUUUCAGAAGCCUCAUUUUAAUUCUUAUUCCAAUCCUGUGAAGUUUUGUUUUGUUUUGUUUUUUGUUGUUUUGCUGCACUCGGCAGCAUGUGGAAGUUCAAGGGCCAGGGAUCAAAACCUGUGCCACAGCAGCGACCCAAGCCUUUACAGCGACAAGGCUGGAUCCUUAACUGUUGCACCGCAAGAGAACUCCCCAAUCCUGUGAGGUAUUAUUAUCCCCACUUAACAGAGCCGAGAAUUUGUGGAUCUGAGAUGCUGUAACUAUUCAAAGUUACAAAGCUAAUAAGUAGGGGAACAAGGACACAAAUCAAAGUCUUCUGAUGUUCAAUCAAAUUCAGAUGUUUUGCACCCAUGCCACAGCUUUAAAUGGCAUGUGUCAGACACAGAGGACACAUUGCAAGCCCACAUGAAGCUGAUUUUUGGAUAAAGACCUAUAUUAACCAUGUAAUUACAAAAAUACAAAUAAUUAUGAAAAUUGACAAGUGUGAAGGAAAAAUAUGUGCCUGGGGCGUGCAUAGCAGGGAACCUGACCUGGGUUGGGGUCGGGGAGGGGAUCAGAGAAGCUUCCUGUUCUGCAGUGACCCAAGCUGCUGCAGUGACAGCGCUGGAUCCUUAGUCUGCUGCACCACAAGGGAACUCCCUGGAAGAACUAACUUUUUGAGCUGAGCUCUUUUAACUAGGUUUAUGUGGGAGAUCGUUGCAGACAGAAAGAAAUCCUUGUGUAAAGUAACCAAGUCAUGAAAAUGCAUGGGGAGUUCCGGUUGUGGCUCAGCGGUUAAUGAACCCGGCUAGUAUCCAUGAGGACACAGGUUUGAUCCCUGGCCUUGCUCAGUGGGUUAAGGAUCUGGCAUUGCCGUGAGCUGUGGUGUAGGUCGCAGACUCAGCUUGGAUCCCCAGUUGCUGUGACUGUGACGUGGUCCGUCGGGGGUAGCUCCAAUUUGACCCCUAACCUGGGAAUUCCAUAUGCCGCAAAUGUGGGCCUAAAAAGACAAAAAACAAAAAUUAAAAAAAAAAGAGAGAGGCAAUAUGGCUUAGUGAUCCUUCAAUCAAGGAUUCUGCCACUUAAGAGCUGUGUGACCUUGGGUAGGCUGCUUAACUUCUCUGAGUCUCAGUAAUCUCAUGUGUAAAAUGGAGAUUAUACUAGUACGUGCCCCAUAGGGUUGAGUUUUGAGGAUUACACAGGAAAACUACUUAGAAUAAUGCUUUGCACAAAGUAAGCAGUCAACAAGAACCAAUUGUGACUAUUAGUGAAGUAGGCAUUAAGGGACAAUAAUAACAGAUGUCUAACUGGUUACAUAAAUAUGUUAAGGUUAGUUGCACUUUCUCCUCUAAAGAGUGUUUCCCAAAGCAGUGCUUCUCAAAUGUCAAUGUCAUACAAAUCACCUGGGCAUCUUGUUACAAUGAUUCUGGAGUGGGGCCUCAGGUCCUAGUUGUUUAACAAGUUUCCAGGUGAUGGAGAUGUUACUGCUCUAGGGAUCACGCUUUGAAAAAUGAGGAUGUAGGGAACGGCAUUUCCGUGAGAUAGUAAGAGUUAAUACAGGAAGAGAAGGGCUCCUUGAACAAACGAGCUUAGUGGAUGAUAAAGUAAACAAAAUGCAACAGAUUUCUUCUCUUGAGUAUGUCUUGGGUCCCUGAAUAUUCUGAUGUGUUUUGAGUUCCAAGAACAUCCUAUAAGUAGUGCCCCCCAUCUGUGUUUUCCUUUCUGAGGUUUCAGUUACCCAUGGUUUGGAAUUUUUAAACAGAAAAUUCCAUAAAUAAACAAUUUAUAGAAGUUGCCAAAGUGGCUUAGUGGAAACAAAUCUGAUUAGCAUCUACGAGGGCACAGGCUUGAUCCCUGGCUUUGCUCAGUGGGUUAAGGAUCCCACUGAGCAUUGCUGCGAGCUGUAGUAUAGGUUGCAGAGGCAGCUCGGAUCCUAUGUUGCUGCGGCUGUGGCAUAGACCAGCGGCUAUAGUUCUAAUACGACCCCUAGCCUGGGAAUCUCCAUAUGCCAUGAGUACAGCCCUAAAAAGACAAAAAAAAAAAAAAAAAAAAAAAAAAGAAAAGAAAGAAAGAAAGAAAGAAACUGUCAAAAGUCAUACAAAAUCAAUCCUGUAUCUCUGCACAUUCUCACUUCCUUCCUUCUUGAUGCUAAAGAAUGUUCCUUUCUUCUCAAGCCAACUGCUCUAUAAAUAAAUGUGAAUUAAUGAACAAGUG